UUUUUGACUACCUUUUCAUUUUAUUUUAAUAUCCGCCAGUGCUAAAUUAGGACAAAAAAUCAAACAGAUCGAGUCCAGACACCACGAGGCUUGUCGCCACAACGGGAAUUGGCGCAGUAUUCUAAAACAUUAUAGUUCAGAAGCUCUUGCAUCAGGUGCUCGUCCUACAAAAGCAACAAUUCCAGUCCUCUGUAGGGCCAGAAAUUCUGAAUUUUCCCUUUUCGAAGAAUCCGCCCCCCGGAAAUUGAUCUGGGUAUCAUAGUGAGAUUAAAUUGGUUGUAUGAUCAAUUCCUACGCGGCGCAUGCAGACUUUCACAACAUCCUUACCCAUCCCUCCAUACAUACUACUUGCAGACCUCCAGCGAAAAGAGAUAUAUCACUCCUUCCUUCCUGCCCGAGGGAUUUCUUUACCGAUUCCAUAGCCUUCGUCCUGCAGCAUUUUGUCAUUACAAGCGCUUUGCAUUGCAGAGAGUUGCCCCCCUUACCUGGAAAAUUCCUUUGAAUGUUCUGUUGCGGAACGUCGCAUUGAUUCAGUGUUGUGGUGAGUUGAGCUCUUUUCUUUUACUUUUUUUCAUUUUCUGUUUAUUUUUAAAAUUUCCUUAUUUUCCCUGAGUUUCUUUCCGAUUAUGGAAGUUUUCUUCCCCCUUUCGUAGGGGGUUUCCUUUCUUUUUCUAGUCCACAUUCCUCGAAUGUGUCAUGUCUGGAAGGAAUGGAAGGUUCGGCAGCACGUAGUGUGGCAUAACGAUAGACAAACAUCACAUCCAGAGACGAGAUUGAGAAACAGACGCCAGACUCCACUUGGAAUCGAUAACGAUUUUUUAUAUUCUUUAUUAUUCUUUAUUAUUUUUAUUUUUAUUUUUUUUAUUUUUUCACUUUUCAAUGUUCCCUACACCAUCACCAUAACUACGACAUGAGAUGUUGUGUUGCAAGUUGCGAUUCGCAAGGGGAUCCACCUUUUUUCCUUUUUUUUUUUCCAUUUUCCUUUU
Messenger RNA from Aspergillus pseudonomiae, 986 nucleotides. RefSeq lists its product as uncharacterized. The transcript has a single exon. NCBI's taxonomy places the organism in Eukaryota, Fungi, Ascomycota, Eurotiomycetes, Eurotiales, Aspergillaceae. The record is from RefSeq and is a predicted model, not a curated record. The coding region runs from base 690 to 914 and encodes 74 amino acids.